Mesitornis unicolor (brown roatelo) is the source of this 2560-nucleotide messenger RNA. It is a transcript of the gene LGSN, whose product is annotated as lengsin, lens protein with glutamine synthetase domain. The annotation marks the transcript as partial. The transcript has 4 exons. Gene Ontology annotation, cellular component: membrane; cytoplasm. Gene Ontology annotation, molecular function: glutamine synthetase activity. Lineage: Eukaryota; Metazoa; Chordata; Aves; Mesitornithiformes; Mesitornithidae. The record is from RefSeq and is a predicted model, not a curated record.
GAAUCUCUUUUGCCUUAUCCCGACUGCAUUCACUUUGCUUUUGCACAGAUCCCUACUUCUUCCGGAAAUUCAGAAACUGGCGAGAGUGCAGAUAAUUCCUCUGUGGAAAAGAACACAUCUGAAAGUGACAGUGAUGAAGUUGAUGGCAACAAUAUAUGUGGUUUCAGAAAGAAAAAGGGACUCAAAGGCCCUACAAAGUGUGUUUCUCCUUCAAAAAAUGAGAAGAUGGAGCCGUCCCGCACCUCAAAAACCCCAGGUCCUUGUCCCCUCCAAGGAAGCGCUGGUAGCCCAGCAGAACCACCACCAGACCAGUCUCUUCCAAACCCGACCAGCUUGCCUCCAGUACAAAAGGACGGUGGUGACAGUUCCCGUACUGGCAGUGAUGGGAAAGAAAACACGGCUGGAGAAACACGAGAAAUCCAGGAAAAUGUGGACACGGGGAAAAGAAUAAUAGUAAAAAUGUAUGAGGAAAUAGAUAUGCCGGCUAAACCAGAGCAGGCCUCGGGCGUGUGGCCUAUGAGGAGCAGAGGGAAAGCAGAGGCAGCACGCAGGGGAGAGGGCAGUGAGGAGACACAGAGUGCCCAAGGACGGAGUGGGGUGGAAGAAAAAGAAGUCAAGUUUCACAUGACGAAAGUGGGCUCCAUUGGCAGUGCUGUGAGCACCCACGGAAGGGGAACUGCAGAGUCCUUCAUGGGGGCAUCAGACAUUUCUAAAUGGAGUUUGCAAGCGUUGAAAACCCUGCUGAGUGAAGGUCCUCGGUCUGAUUAUGGGCUCAAUUACAGCAACAGGGCGAGUGGUGCUUUUUCUCCAAAGAAUUCAAAGCCCCAGGAGAAAAUGGCUGACAAGCAAGGACGCCCCUUUGAGACUUUUAGCCCCCUUUUUGGCGAGGAGAAUCGAAAGUACCACAGCUUCCACAAGAAGGUAGUGGGGCAGCAGAGCAAACCUUUCCUGGUCCUCAGCUGUGCAGGCUCUGAUCCGCAGCAGCCGGUGGGAAGCGACAUGGAUCAGCUUGUCCUGAGACUACCAUCGGCUUCUAGAAACGCAGAACACACGGCUUCCGAAAUUCAGGUUGACUCCGCCACAGGCCAUGCUGCAUCCAGCAGAGAGCCUGAUGUAAACAACCUGGGAAGUCCAUCUCUCCUUCACCUGGUCUCUCAUAUUGAAUUUAUUAAGCAGCAGAUGGCCAGGGACAGCGUACUGUUCGUCAGGUUCGAAUCAAUAGAUCUCCAUGGUGUGUCAAGAUCAAAGAAUGUUCCUUCUCGCUUUUUUCACGAAAAAGCAAUCCAUGGUGUUGCCAUGCCCAGAAGUUAUCUAGAGCUGACCCUCAACCCUAAAGAUAAUGAAUUAGAUUACAUCAAUGCCACCAAUUUUAAUUGUGACAUCAUCCUGAACCCGGACUUAUCCACCUUUCGAAUCCUGCCCUGGACGGAGCAGACCGCGAGGGUGAUAUGCGACUCCUUCACCGUGCUGGGCAACCCGCUCAUGACCUCCCCGAGGCACAUCGCCAAAAAGCAGCUGAGCCAGCUCCAGGACAGCGGCUUUUCUCUGCACUCUGCCUUCACUUACGAAUUCUGUAUUUAUGGCAUCACCGAGGUCAUAAAUUCGAAGACAAUAUCCUUUCCUGCAGCCACGAUACUAAAUAACCAUGACCAGACUUUCAUUCAAGAGCUCAUUGAAGGAAUGUAUUAUGCUGGUGCCAACAUUGAAAGCUUUUCUUCUUCCAGUGGGCCUGGGCAGAUGGAGGUCACUUUUCAUCCAGCAUUUGGCUUAGAUGCUGCUGACAGUGCCUUCACAUUCAGAACGGGCAUUAAAGAGGUGGCUAAGAAAUAUAACUACGUGGCCAGCUUUUUCUCAGAGUCGGGUUUCUACAAUUCAGGUGCUCUGUCACAUAGCCUGUGGGAUUUGGAUGGCCAGAAGAAUUUGUUUUCUGCUGGUUAUGGAGUCGAGGAGCUCUCAGAUAUCGGCAAAAAUUGGUUAUCGGGUCUCUUGGCACACACAGCGGCUAUCAGCUGCUUGAUGGCUCCUACCACCAGCUGCCGUAAGCCUUAUUCAAAAUACAGUAAAGAAUCAAAGGAGACUGUAAAUGCAAAAUGGGCAUACAACGAUAACAGCUGUGCCUUUAAUGUCAAAUGUCAUGGUGGAAAAGGCACUCACAUAGAGAAUAAAUUGAGUUCUGCCACAGCAAACCCCUACCUGGUGCUUGCUGCUACUAUCGCUGCAGGUCUAGAUGGAGUCAAGAGAGGGCUUAGGUAUGAUGAUAUGCUCCAAGAAGAAAACCACACUGGUGAUCUGAAACAUUCCUCGGUCCCUCUGAAACUGGAAGAUGCUCUUGUGGCACUGGAGAAAGAUACGUGCAUUAAGGAAGCAUUAGGGGAAACUUUUGUCCGAUACUUUAUUGCCAUGAAACAUUACGAGUUAGAAACUGAAGAGAUGGAUAUUGAGAGGAAUAAAUGCCUGGGGUAUUUCAUUUAGAAGGAGCACUCUUCUGUGGUGAUGCUGUGUAAAUGCAUACAGGGAAUGGUGAAGCAUCUUGAAAUUAGUAAACUUAUUUAAAAAUGUU